AUGUCUUAUAUGUUAGCACAUUUACACAAUGGCUGGCAAGUCGACCAAGCUAUUCUAUCGGAAGAAGACAGAGUGGUGGUUAUUCGUUUUGGCCACGAUUGGGACCCUUCUUGUAUGAAAAUGGACGAAGUUGUAUACAGUAUUGCCGAGAAAGUGAAAAAUUUUGCUGUGAUUUAUUUAGUUGAUAUUACUGAAGUACCUGAUUUUAACAAAAUGUAUGAAUUGUACGAUCCUUGCACUGUAAUGUUCUUCUUUAGAAACAAGCAUAUUAUGAUUGAUUUAGGUACAGGUAAUAAUAACAAAAUUAAUUGGCCUUUAGAAGAUAAGCAAGAAAUGAUUGAUAUAGUAGAAACAGUAUACAGAGGAGCAAGAAAAGGUAGAGGUUUAGUGGUAUCACCAAAAGAUUAUUCAACAAAAUACAGAUAUUAG
Brassicogethes aeneus is the source of this 429-nucleotide messenger RNA. Lineage: Eukaryota; Metazoa; Arthropoda; Insecta; Coleoptera; Nitidulidae. The record is from the annotation of a GenBank genome assembly.